CCUACUGCAGGCGGCUAAAAGCUGCUGCAGACCAAGCUGGAGCGUCAGAGACAGCUAGGGCUGGGGGCUGGCUGGGGAAGCUAAGGUAGGGGAACCUAGAGCUGGAGGACAGGCGUUCCACGAUAGUUCCUGAGAGGUUCCCUGCGUUACCAUCGCCUCAUCCUGUCCUCCUGCUCCCUCUGCCAAGCUACCGGGGUGACUGGGAACUGGAUCGCCCUCGGGGAGCCCCUCCAGUUGUGUGCGCACAUCGAGCCAGCUGUGCCUUGAGCCGAGGCGGCUGGAAGAUGCUCAAGGGCUGCGGCCGCCGCUUGCUCCUGUCCUUGGUCGGAGCCCUGCUUGCCUGCCUCUUGGUGUUGACGGUGGAUCAGAGGCAGCAGCUGCGGCAGCGGUUGCCGCCGCCGCUGGAGGAGGAGCUCCCGGGGGGCGAAAUAGGACGUCGAGUCCUGCAGAGCCUUGCUGGUCCCAGCGAACCCCAGGGGCAGGGACCACCGCCUCCGCCGCAGCCCCAGGAGGAGCCUGCCGCCUCGCUGGCGGGGGCGUCUGGCCCCUCCGGCGAUGUCCGCAGCUUCUCGGAGUAUUUCGGCCAGCUGAGCCGAGCUAGGAGGGACGUAGGGCCCCUGCCUGGGGCGGCCCCAGCCCGCGAGAGCGUCCCCAGGCCCCAGAUGGAGCAGCUCUUCCCUAGAGACGUCUUCAUCGCAGUCAAGACCACCAAGAAGUUCCACAGAUCCCGACUGGACCUGCUGAUGGACACCUGGAUCUCCAGGAAUAAAGAGAUGACUUUCAUCUUCACAGAUGGGGAGGAUGAAGUGCUGAAGCAACACACAGGCAACUUCAUCAAUACCAACUGUUCUGCAGCCCACAGCCGCCAGGCCUUAUCCUGCAAGAUGGCGGUGGAAUAUGACAAGUUCAUUGAAUCAGGAAGGAAGUGGUUCUGCCAUGUGGAUGAUGACAAUUAUGUUAAUGUUCCAACACUUGUCAAGCUGCUGUCCAGCUACCCUCACACUCAAGAUGUCUACAUCGGCAAGCCCAGUUUGGAUCGGCCCAUCCAGGCCACAGAGAGGAUCAGUGAGAACAAGAUGCGUCCUGUUCACUUCUGGUUUGCAACUGGUGGGGCUGGUUUCUGCAUCAGCCGUGGACUGGCUUUGAAGAUGAGUCCCUGGGCAAGUGGGGGCCACUUCAUGAACACAGCAGAGAAGAUCCGACUGCCUGACGAUUGUACCAUUGGCUACAUCAUUGAAUCUGUGUUGGGUGUGAGGCUUAUUCGAAGCAACCUAUUCCAUUCCCACCUGGAGAAUCUUCAACAGGUGCCCAAGUCAGAGCUCCAUAAACAGGUGACACUGAGCUAUGGAAUGUUUGAAAACAAGAGGAAUUCCAUCCAUAUGAAAGGCGCAUUCUCUGUGGAGGCUGAUCCAUCCAGGUUCCGCUCUAUCCACUGCUUGCUGUACCCGGACACUCCGUGGUGUCCUCGUAAUGUGGUCUACUAGGAGACUUCACGUCUGUCCUUUAACCCUAGUCCCUGAGCUCCCCUGGUAUCCAAAGGGCUCGUGGGACCUGUGUCGUGUUCUUGUCCUUGCUGUGCCCGUCAUGCACAGUAUGUGGGUGUGUGUGUUUGUGUAAUAGGCUGCUGUGUGGCCCAUGGUUACUGAGCUGGGGUGGGGAAGGAGGUAGGGAGACAAGGGGUGUCUCUCUGGACCCUGCCUUCUCCACUGUCUUCUCAUCCUGGAGGAAGAGGAGACAUUAAAGCCUGGAAGAAAACAAAGAAGAGUUAGGCAGAGAAGGUGUUGCCAUCGAUGAACCUGACGUGCUUCCCAAUGGCAGUGCUAGAAGUUGUCCCAAGAUGGUCUUGGAGCUGUAUUGUCUGUCUCCUGUAUCAGCUGCUUUCUCUCCAACAGGACCGAUUUUUCCUCUGGUGCUGCUGUCUUUAAGUCACUCCUGGGUGACUUUCUUAACCCUUGACCACCAUUCCUACAACUGUCUGAAUCAUCUCUUCUUUUCAUGUUAUAUUCCAGGCUCCAGAUCCUAUCCAGAUGAAGGUUUUUAUCUGUAAGAGGUCAAUUGGGGUGGGAGGGAGAAGAGGGGAGAGCAGGGGGAUUUAAAAGAUUUCUAAACGUCUAUCCUGACUCAAGAGGAUGGGGUGCAUUGCUAGGUGUUGCUGCAAGUGAUGGGAGAAACAGAUCCCUUUUACCUGAGAUCCUCAGUCUCCUGGGAAGUGGCAUAUUCUGGAAUAGAGGAGAGAAAAAGAAAGAGAAAGUGUGAGUGAGUGUGUGUGCACAUGUGCACAUGUGAGAGCUGUGGCCACCUCUCAGGACCCCAAGUUCACUGAAGGGAGACAAGGCCUAGAGCAGAGGGGCAGAGGAAAGAGGAAGGCCCAGAAUCAUUUGCUCCAUCCAUUGGGGCUUACUAUAAUUGACUGAACUAUUUUCAGUCCCAGAUAGCUAUGCAGUAUUUAUAUGCAAUUAACCAUCAGCGGUUAAUUGAAGAGAAAUAGAGAGAUGUAUGAUGGUAUUUUGUUAUUGUUCUAAGGGAUGCUAGGGUUAGGAUGGAGAGAGACAGAUGGGCAUAUGCCAGGAUGCAUGUCGAUUAUUCUGUCUUAGGGUUCAGCGUCUCCCUUCAGGACCAGGCAUCUGCCCAGUUAUACCUUUAGGAAACUUUUCUUAAUGGGAAGGGGAUAGAAAUGCCCUGUAACUUCCCUAUUGUUACCAUCAAGCAGCAAAUGGCCUUUGAAUUCAUGGUUCAAGGUGAGCUGAGCAGUGCUUAGGUCCAGGGAAAUGACGAGGUCAGCAGUCCAGAACGAGACUCUUAGCUGUGGCUUCAGUCCUUGCCCCCAUCCCAGGCUGUGAGGAGCCAUUGGGGCCCUCCACUAUUCAAGGGCACCUGACCACAUCCUGGGGCUGGGGGUGAGAAGGGGAUUGCUACUCCUAAUGCAGCUCCUGGGAUGGGGACCUCCAUCUUUGACCCUGCAUUUGGGGUCCUCAGGUUAAUAUCUGAGUGUUCCUGGGUGGCUGAGCCCAGAUUCUUUGCUUUGUCUCCUUCCAUAAAUGGGCAGAGUCAGAGCUGAAUAUUCCCUAUCUGAGGUUGAGUGAAUUGGCCCAUACUGGGUGCGUCUGUAAAUAUUGUACUUGAACAGUAUUUUUUUUACUGUUAUCUUUUAAAAGAGAAAAAAAAAGAAAAAGAAAAGUAGGGUUUUUUUUGUUGUGUGUA
This is a messenger RNA of Phascolarctos cinereus (koala), 3201 nucleotides long. It is a transcript of the gene LFNG, whose product is annotated as LFNG O-fucosylpeptide 3-beta-N-acetylglucosaminyltransferase. NCBI's taxonomy places the organism in Eukaryota, Metazoa, Chordata, Mammalia, Diprotodontia, Phascolarctidae. Gene Ontology annotation, cellular component: Golgi membrane. Gene Ontology annotation, molecular function: O-fucosylpeptide 3-beta-N-acetylglucosaminyltransferase activity. The record is from RefSeq and is a predicted model, not a curated record. Gene Ontology annotation, biological process: pattern specification process.